Molecule: messenger RNA, 418 nt
Organism: Rhizopus microsporus ATCC 52813
Lineage: Eukaryota; Fungi; Mucoromycota; Mucoromycetes; Mucorales; Rhizopodaceae
Exons: 1
Coding region: 63-284 (73 amino acids)
Source: RefSeq, a predicted model, not a curated record
UAUACGAAAAAGCGACAAGCCAGCACGACAUUUCUUUCUGGAAAUAGUGUAGUGCAUUAAACAUGCAUACAUAUAGAGCAGAAAGUAAAGUCAAAGGUAUCUUGAGAGCAACUAAACAACACACCCUUAGUUUGAGUAUGCUUGCUACCAUUUACAAGGCUCUGUAUAAAUUUGUUAGUGGGUACUUACCUUUUAUAAAAAUAUGCUCAAAUAAGCUCACAAAUGCCCUUAUCGCACCUUCCCCCACGCUUUUGUAUGAUAGUAAACCAGGCCAUCUUUUGUGAAGCAAAGAACAAAAAAUAUUGAGCAAUAUGUAGCAAGAAGCUGCUUUUCAAACAUUUGGACGCAUACCAUGUAAAUAUAAUAGCACAAAUGAGAGCAAGCCCUCAAAAUACUAUCAGCAUUUGCAAGAUACGCG